This is a messenger RNA of Micropterus salmoides (largemouth bass), 979 nucleotides long. Its product is annotated as low choriolytic enzyme-like. The record is from RefSeq and is a predicted model, not a curated record. The transcript is spliced from 10 exons. The coding region runs from base 30 to 845 and encodes 271 amino acids. Gene Ontology annotation, biological process: proteolysis. NCBI's taxonomy places the organism in Eukaryota, Metazoa, Chordata, Actinopteri, Centrarchiformes, Centrarchidae. Gene Ontology annotation, molecular function: zinc ion binding; metalloendopeptidase activity.
UCCACACAGAGGAUCCAAGGUCUGCUAAGAUGGCUCGCAUGUUCAGGUUCUCAGCUCUGGCUCUGCUGCUACUGUCUGCCUGUUGUUGGGCCGACAAUGAGGCAGCAGAGGACAUUGCAGAGGAGGACUCAGGGGAGCUUUCUGUCUCUGAACUUCUGGAGAGAGCCAACAGUAAUCUGAUCCGUUCUGCUGAUGAUCCCAACCUGAUUGAAGGAGACAUCGCCAUUGACAGCUCGGCCGAGAAAAACGCCGACCCCUGCACCAGCAAAAGCUGCAAGUGGGGCAAGCUGAAUGAUGGGAAAGUCUACGUUCCUUAUCUCAUCAACAAUCAAUUCUCCUCCCGUGAGAAGGCCAUCAUCACCCGAGGACUGGAGUCUUUCUCCUCUGUCUCCUGCAUCCGCUUCAGACCCACCAAAAGCAGCGACCGUGACUGGCUGAGCAUUGAGUCCAAGAAUGGCUGCUACUCCAUGGUUGGCCGUCGUGGUGGUAAGCAGGUGGUGUCUCUGGCCCGUCAAGGAUGCCUUUACCAUGGCACCGUCCAGCAUGAGCUGCUCCACGCUCUGGGAUUCAACCAUGAACAGACCCGCUCUGACAGGGACAAGCACAUCAAAGUCCUGCUGCAGAAUGUUGUUUCUGGAAUGGAGCACAACUUCAGGAAGAUUGCAACCCUCAACCAGGGCACUCCCUAUGAUUACAACUCUGUCAUGCAGUACCACAGGACUGCCUUCUCCAAGAACAAGCAGCCCACCAUGGUCCCUAUCCCUAAUCCCAACGUGUCCUUUGGCAACGCUAAGGAAAUGAGCCGCAAUGACAUCGCCAGGCUCAAGAAACUCUACAAGUGCUAGGAAGCCUGUCCAGAUGUGCUGGCAGACAGAUCAGAGGGAAGACUGUCUCCUCGUGCUCACUGAACAACAAAAGCUGCAGACCUGAACUCAUGAGUGCAAUAGUCAAUGAUCAUGCAAUAAAAUUACUAAAAUUA